Lachancea sp. 'fantastica' is the source of this 651-nucleotide messenger RNA. NCBI's taxonomy places the organism in Eukaryota, Fungi, Ascomycota, Saccharomycetes, Saccharomycetales, Saccharomycetaceae. The record is from the annotation of a GenBank genome assembly.
AUGACAAUCGGAACACUAUACGCCUGGACUAAUGCUAGAGGGAUGUUGCCUCGUGGUCUCAUCGACUGGCUAAAGAUCGAUAUGACUAUUGCCAACCCUAGUGACAAUGUUGAGGAGUUCAAAAAACUAUUCCCGCUAGGCAAAAAUCCAGCAAUAUUGGGCAAAGACGGUUUUGAGCUGACCGAAGUGAUGGCGGUUUCGUAUUAUCUGGUCCACCUGAAGGGUGAUCCCGAAGUUGAAAAAUCACUUUACGGAAAUACACUAGAGGAGCGUUCGCAGGUGAUCAGACUCUUCUCAUUUGCAAACCAGGAAAUAGCCUCUAGUGUUGUGGCAGUUGUGACAGCUGCCAGAACCAAUGCCAGUGCCGAACAAUACGAUGAAAAACUGUCACAGUGUCUCGCCAACUUCGGGCUUAUCGAAAAGUGCCUAACCAAGCACGAGUAUUUGGUGAAUGACCAAAUCACAAUUGCCGAUUUGUUUGCAGCAUCACUUUUUGGCACUCUUUUUGGCUUUGCGCUUGGGAAGGAUAAGUUUGGUGGCUUCACCAAACUGCAGCAGUGGCUCCCCAAAGUGUUGGAACACCCAACGCUCAAGGGCAGAGUGAAUGUGUCAAACUUCAAAGAGCAGACAAUUGCGCCUAGCCAGCAGUGA